AUGAACUUAUGGCUAAUGCCGAGGUCACGCACGAGCCCAUAUGAUUCCACUACACCCUUAAACAAGCUCCAGAGGUAUAGUUACAAAGAGCUGAAGGAUGCCACCCAGAACUUCAGUGAUUCCAAUUCCAUUGGCAAAGGAGGCUCUGGAACUGUAUUCAGAGUGAUCCAUGGGGAUGUGAAGCCAAGCAACGUGUUGCUUGAUUCAGAGUUUAAGGCUAAACUUUCGGAUUUUGGGUUGUCGAGGUUGAAGCUUGAGGGUGAGUUUGGUGUUGAUUUGUUCAGUCAAGACUUGUGGAAGAGCCAAGAAUUAUUGAAGAGUGAAGAGAUUUCUGGGAACAUGAAUGCAGUUGGAGAAGGUGGUGAGAAUGAGACUCCAGCAAUUGGGACUCCAGUGGAGAGUCAUGAUCAUGAUGAGGUAGAUUUUGCUCUGGCUUUGCAAGCUUCUUCUUCGUCGAAAAAUAGUUGCAGAAGUUAUCAUAAUGUGAAAAAUUUGGCCUUGAAUUCUUUAAAUUGGAGUAGUGAUUUUGGGAAUGAGAUUGAUAUUAAAGAAAGGAUUGUGAAGGGCAAGGAGGUCUCGAUGAUCGAAAAUGGAAAGGGGGAUGAUAACAAGUCUGUGAAUUAUAACGACGACCUAAGUAACAUCAGUCCAAGUAAGGAGUUGAACUUGAAUGCUGCUAUGGUUAGGGAUGAUAGUGAUGGUAAUAAUGUGGGUGGAAAACAAUGGGGAAAGGAUUGGUGGUGGAAACAGGAUGGUAAUGGUGAAUUGUGCAGUAAAGAUUAUGUCAAGGAGUGGAUAGGAAGCCAAAUCCACCCUUCAACUAAUUCUAAUUGGGACGAAGAAAAUCAAUGCCCCCCAUCGAGAAUUGACUUGGUUAAUUCGACGCAGCUGGAGAAAUUUGAAAAAGCGAAUGAUAAUCCUUUACAAGAACUGGGAUUUGAGUGUCCUGGUGGUGCGAUUGAGAAGGAGGAUUCAAAGAGGUGGAAAGUGCAUUCUAAGAAGCAUCGGAAGAUUCGAGAAUGGUGGAAAGAAGAACACCUUGACGAACUUAGCAAGAAGAAUAAUAAGGUGAACAAGUUUCAAAUAAGGAGUACGAAACUGUUCAAAGUACGCUUGAAUUUGGGAAAACGCUUCAAAAGGAGGAGAAAAUCGAGUCACAACAGCCAUAAUAUGAAUGAUCCGGAUAUGGAGUUCAGUUUUAGGAAGGGUAAGAAGAAGAAGGAUUCCCGUUCUGUAGGGAGUGACAUGUGGAGUGGAGAUCUUUUCAGUCGAGAGUUAAGUAGCACAACGAGCAUGAGGGGUACUUUGUGCUAUGCUGCACCAGAAUACAGUGGAUGUGGAUACUUAAUGGAGAAGGCCGAUAUUUACAGCUUUGGUGUUUUAAUACUUGUAAUUGUCUCAGGUAGACGGCCACUUCACGUACUUUCAUCGCCAAUGAAGCUCGAGAAAGCAAACUUAAUAAGCUGGUGUAGGCAUUUGGCUCAUACUGGAAACAUAUUAGAACUCGUGGAUGAGAGACUGAGCGAUGAGUAUAACAAGGACGAGGCUAGCUUGUGUAUUAAUUUGGCCCUUGCAUGCCUACAAAAAAUGCCUGAACUACGGCCAGACAUUGGAGAGAUUGUUAAGAUUUUGAAACGGGAAAUGGAAAUCCCACAGCGUCCGUUCGAGUUUUCUCCGUCUCCUCCUCCAAAAUUUCCCAGCAAGUCGAGGAGAAAUAUUAGAACAAUGUAG
This is a messenger RNA of Fraxinus pennsylvanica, 1731 nucleotides long. Lineage: Eukaryota; Viridiplantae; Streptophyta; Magnoliopsida; Lamiales; Oleaceae. The record is from the annotation of a GenBank genome assembly.